Molecule: messenger RNA, 3115 nt
Organism: Dalotia coriaria
Lineage: Eukaryota; Metazoa; Arthropoda; Insecta; Coleoptera; Staphylinidae
Gene: vari
Product: MAGUK p55 subfamily member vari
Exons: 7
Coding region: 269-2170 (633 amino acids)
Cellular component (GO): plasma membrane; cell-cell junction
Molecular function (GO): protein binding
Source: RefSeq, a predicted model, not a curated record
CACCUCUUUCAUCUGCACCAGACGCGUUUUCUCCUUGAGGUGUGUAGAGUCAACUUAACUCUUUCUAAAGCCAGUUGGAGGUUUAGUUCUUGAAUUGAAGUGAGUCAAGCACGCGAGGAGAAGAGAACUGGUUUCAUGCAUACCUCUUGUUGUACGUGUGUUUACCUGUGAGUGAGUGUGAUCAACCUGACUUAAGUCGGUCGACGCGCGAUAGUCACAUGUGCGUUUGUAACAAAUAUAAAAUGUGAUUGUUUUGUGUGGUGAUAAAAUGAUAAGUGAAAAAGUGGCGAAUAUGGUUAAGUUUGGCUCGAGGAAGGAGAGGCAGGACAAGCGGGAGCUGCUCGCGAGCAUGAAGGAAAUGAAUUGUGAUGAUAAGCACAACGAUAACGCUGCUUUUCAGCACGUACGAGAUAACAUCGACGAGCUGGACGGCACUGAUGGGAUCAACGAAACCGAUCUGGUCUUUCUCAAGGGGUUGAUGGAUAGUCCUGUAUUUCAAAAUUUAGUCAAGGUGCAAGACCGAUUGGAAGAGCCACCAAAGUUACCAGAACCGCUGACGUCCAACUGUAAGGAACUGCAGCACGAGCUGAUAAUCCGCUGUAAUCAUCUAUCAAGAUCCCGAGACGUCCGUGAAUUGGCCACGCUUAUCAAGAGCCCGCAUUUUCGCGCACUCAUCGACACGCACGACCAGAUCGCCAAGGUGAUACUUGGCCCGAAAGUCUCCAGUCCCAAAGUCGAAGAUAUCCUGCCAGAUUUGAACGGGAUGACGGGGGAAACCUUCCGGAUGGUUGGGCUUAGGCGAAAGCCUGGUGAACCACUUGGAUUAACUGUACAAGUUGAUGAUCAUGAGAAUCUAGUCGUUGCUAGAAUACUAGAAGGCGGAAUGAUUGAUAAACAAGGCCUUCUGCAUGCCGGAGAUGUAAUUCUUGAAGUGAAUAAUGUCUCGGUGUAUACCCCUGAAGACCUACAAACAGAAAUUGCCAAAUCCAAGGAUUCAGUCACGUUGAAAAUCGGCCAAAUGCAAAAUGAAGAGGAGGUUGUCACACAUUCACCUUUAAUCAUGGCAAACGGCAAUGCAAAACAUGGCGCUGCUAAAAAACUAACUUGUUAUAUGCGUGCAUUAUUUGAGUAUAACCCUGAUGAAGACACACUUCUUCCAUGCAAAGAAAUUGGAUUACAUUUUGAACGUGGAGACAUCCUGCAAAUUCUAGACCAAAAAGAUCCCAACUGGUGGCAGGCUAAAAAGGUCGGCACUGAAGGCCCAGUGGGUCUCAUUCCAUCAAUCGAAUUAGAAGAACGUCGUAAAGCAUUCGUCCAUCCCGAAGCAGACUACGUCCACAAAAUCAGUAUAUGCGGAGCAAGGAUCUCAAAGAAAAAGAAGAAAAUCAUCUAUCAGUCGAAGAGUAACACUGAUUUUGAUAAAGCUGAGUUGUCUAUCUAUGAAGAAGUCACACGAAUGCCACCAUUCAAGCGAAAAACACUUGUUUUGAUUGGAACACAAGGCGUUGGACGUCGAACUAUGAAGAAUCGUCUGAUUAAUUCAGAUCCCAAUAAAUUUGGAGCUGUUAUUCCAUGGACAACGCGACCACAACGAGUUUUGGAAGAGAAUGGUGUGAAUUAUUGGUUUACAGAUGUUGAAACGAUGGACGAGGAGAUCAAAAAGCACAAAUUCUUAGAAUAUGGAGAGUAUAAUAAUUAUUUGUAUGGCACACACUUGGAUACGAUGAGAGAGAUUAUCAAACAAGGAAAAAUGUGUGUCUUGGAUUGUAGUCCGACAUCUUUAAAGAUACUGCAUAACAGUACGGAGUUUCUACCGUAUGUUAUUUUUAUUGCUGCGCCCGGAAUGGAACAUUUAAAGACUUUAUAUGAUGUUGGCAAGAACAAUUCGAAUUUGAGGAAUUCCAGCAGAAAUCUUGCGUUUGAUCGCCAAAGCUCAAUUAGGUACAGUUCUCGAAGAGCCAGAACAUUGGAGUCUUUAGCAUCACUAUAUGAGGAAGAAGAUUUAAAGAAAACUCUUGAAGAUUCAGCAUCACUGCAACGAACUUAUGAUAAAUACAUCGAUCUCGUCAUCACCAACAAUGAUUUCGACUCGACUUUCCGCCAAAUUGUUGAUGCAUUAGAUGCAUUGUCCUCUGAGCAUCAGUGGGUGCCUGUUAAUUGGAUAUAUUAACAUCUAGGCUAUCAUUUCAGAUCGAAACAGUUCACAUGUUCACAUGUUCACAUCCAAGCUACCAAAUGCCAUAAUAUACAUGUUUUCAUACUCUUAUUGUGAGAAUACUCUCAACAACGCUUCUUAUGCAAAAGGAAUGAAUGAUAGUACAAACACUACAACCAAGUUGAUUAAACAUUAAAAAUUAUCUUCGUGGAAGCGAAACAAAAGAACAGAAAAACGAAAUAAACUUGUGUUACAAAUGCUAUAUGUAAAUUAUGCCUAAAUUUAUACAAAUUACUUAAUUGAGAUCUAUCUAUAACCAUCAAAAUGGUAAGAAUGUUUAUGUAAAUGUAUUUUACUUAAGUUAGCUGUAAUUGUAAACUCGUAAUGCAUGUAAUGUAAUAAUGUGCAAAGUAAGUGUACAUAAGACUUUCGAUAUGAAAGAAAAUCACAGUGGAUAACCCCGUACUAUGCAAGUGUCUACAAAAGCAGCAUUUGCUGAUCGUCCAAGCGAUUCAAUGAGUGUCUGAACUUUUUAGGCUACUUUAGAUGUAAACGCAAUGUUAAAUCAUUCAAGUAUCUAAGAUUCUAGCAGUAUACAUUUGUUCUAAUUGUUAUUUUAUAUUUUAUAUCUACAUUUGACGGCCAAUGCACGUUGUAGUAUUUGCUUAGAUGAUAAUUAGUUAAAAAUUGAACAGAGUUAGAGAAUCGUUUUCUAUGCUAGACGCGUAACAAUCGAAGAUUAAUUAUUAGGUGCUGCAAUCUAUAUUUUAUAAUGAAUUACUUAGUUUUUAAUUUGCUAACCGUCCAAUGUGUUCAGGGAUAAUUUUAUUCUUGUUUUAUUGAAUGUAUGAUGAUAUGCGACAUCACCAUUUGUUAUUCAUUGUAAAAUUUUACGAUUUAUUGAUGCAUCUUGUGUAUUCAUAUGUUUUCUAUCAAUUUUAAUAAAGUUAGGCAUAAUAA